Malania oleifera is the source of this 2603-nucleotide messenger RNA. Its product is annotated as pentatricopeptide repeat-containing protein At4g32430, mitochondrial. The transcript has a single exon. Gene Ontology annotation, molecular function: protein binding; RNA binding. NCBI's taxonomy places the organism in Eukaryota, Viridiplantae, Streptophyta, Magnoliopsida, Santalales, Ximeniaceae. Gene Ontology annotation, biological process: RNA modification. The record is from RefSeq and is a predicted model, not a curated record. Bases 166 to 2514 code for a protein of 782 amino acids.
UGGAAAGGCCUAUAGAGUAUAUUCCUAAUGACUAUGGCUUCAAAAAUUAGCUAUGUGAAGGUUACUCUAGAAUCAAACCAAAACGCAGAUAGUCAAUGGGUUUGAUGUCCCUUUUUCGUCUUAAAGUUUCUUUUGUUUACAACGGUCAUCUGUCUUUGUGCUCUCAUGCUUUCCCGCCACUCUCACUUCAAAUGCCUCCGUAGAAUGCCCAGUUGCCCAUCCAAUGGUAGGAAGACCUUCCACUCGUAUAACCAUGCCCACCAAGUGCUCGACCAAAUGCCUCACUCGGGCAUUGCAUCUCUCAACCGCACCAUGCUCACCUGUGUACAUAGGAAUCGUCAGUUUGAAGCUCUUGACAUCUUCAGGAAACAGGUCAAGUGGGGUUUUGCUAAAAACAUUGAUGAAGUUACGAUAGCUGUCGCUCUCAAGGCAUGUCGUGGGGAGCUCCAGCCCGGGUGCCAAAUCCAUGGCUUUGCGAUUUCAUCUGGGUUUAUUUCAUAUCUCACCGUCUCGAAUUCUUUGAUGAAUAUGUACUGUAAAUGUGGGCAAUUCGAUCGGGCUUUAGAUAUUUUUGAGAGCUUGAAUGACCCUGAUAUUGUUUCUUGGAACACUGUUCUUUCGGGGUUUCAAAACGGGGAAGGUGCAUUGAGUUUCGCCCUUCGAAUGAAUAGAAUCGGGGUUGUCUUUGAUGCAGUGACUUAUACGACUGUUCUUGCCCUUUGUUCGGACCAGGAGGAGUUUCUCUUUGGAUUUCAAUUGCAUUCUCUUAUAUUGAAAUGUGGUUUAGAUUGUGAAAUUUUUGUUGGGAAUGCCCUCAUAACAAUGUAUUCGAGAUCGGGUUGUUUAUUGGAAGCUAGGAGAGUGUUUGAUGGAAUGCCCAAUAGAGAUGUAGUAUCUUGGAAUGCUAUUAUUUCGGGGUACACUCAGGAGGGAUAUUGUGCACAAGAAGCAAUUCUUGCUUUUAUUGAAAUGGUCAGAGAUGGAAUGAGGCUUGAUCAUGUCUCAUUCACAAGUGCAGUUUCAGCCUGUGGCCAUGAAAGAAACUUAAACCUAGGGAAACAGGUACAUGGUUUGACAAUAAAGGCAACAUAUGAGACUCAUUUAUCAGUUAGUAAUGUGUUGAUUUCAAUGUAUUCAAAAUGUGAGGUUGUUGAAGAUGCAAAACUGGUCUUUGAAAACAUGACUGACCGCAAUGUGGUCUCCUGGACAACAAUGAUUUCUAUGAACGAAGAAGAUUCUGUGUCUCUAUUUAAUGGGAUGAGGAUGGAUGGAAUUUAUCCAAAUGAUGUCACAUUUGUCGGAUUACUACAUGCCAUAUCAGUCAGGAAUUUGGUGGAAGAAGGCAGAAUGAUUCAUGGGUUCUGUAUAAAGACAAGCUUUCUAUCAGAAUUGAAUGUUUCUAAUAGCUUCAUUACCAUGUAUGCUAAACACGAAUCAAUGAAGGAUUCAAUGAAGGUUUUUGAGGACCUCAACUACAGAGAAACCAUUUCAUGGAAUGCCUUAAUUUCUGGGUAUGCUCAAAAUGGGCAGUCCCAAGAAGCGCUUCGAACAUUCUUUUCAGCAAUAAUGGAGUCCCAGCCAAACCAAUAUACGUUUGGCAGCAUCUUGAAUGCAAUUGGGGCUGCUGAUGCCAUUUCUUUGAGACAUGGCCAACAUUGUCAUUCUCAUAUAAUAAAGCUAGGACUAAAUACUGAUCCAAUUGUAUCAGGUGCUCUCCUUGACAUGUAUGCAAAGCGCGGUAGCAUUUGUGAGUCCCAAAAAGUUUUCUGUGAAAUACCUCAAAGAGGCCAAGUUGCUUGGACAGCAAUAAUCUCUGCUCAUACAAGGCACGGGGACUAUGAUUCUGCGAUGAGUCUUUUUGAGGAGAUGGGGAGGGAAGGUGUAAUACCUGACUCAAUUACCUUCCUUGCUGUAUUAACAGCAUGUGGACGGAAGGGAAUGGUUGACAUGGGUCAGCAAAUCUUCAACUCAAUGGUCAAAGACCAUCAUAUUGAACCAAACCCGGAGCAUUAUUCUUGUAUAGUGGAUAUGUUGGGCCGGGCAGGACGACUGAAGGAAGCAGAAGAGUUUGUAGACAGGAUUCCAGGACGGCCGGGAGUGUCUGUGCUGCAAAGCUUGCUUGGAGCUUGCAGGAUACAUGGGAAUGUUGACAUGGGUAGAAGGGUGGCAGAUGCUUUAAUGGAGAUGGAACCAAUGGCAUCAGGUUCUUAUGUACUGAUUUCGAACAUGUAUGCUGAGAAGGGGGAAUGGGAAGAGGUGGCAAAAAUAAGGAAAGGGAUGAAAAACAGGGGUGUGAGGAAGGAAAUAGGAUUCAGUUGGGUGGAUGUGGGUGAUGUUGACGAUUCCUUGUGUUCGCACGGAUUCUCCUCGGACGACAUGUCUCACCCGCAAUCCGAGGAGAUAUACAGGAUGGCAGAAAGCCUAGGAUCAGAAAUGAAACAUUUAGAGGGAGGUAGCAGUUGUAAUAUUGUCUCAGAUGGAGAGGAAUUGGAACCCCUCUAUGCUGUGGGCUAGUUUUUUUCUUUUUUCUUUUUUUCCAAAUUUGAUUUAAUCAUUGAAAACUAUUCUAAAUUGAAAUUGAUUUGGCAGAAUCAUUUUCACAA